Molecule: messenger RNA, 870 nt
Organism: Zygotorulaspora mrakii
Lineage: Eukaryota; Fungi; Ascomycota; Saccharomycetes; Saccharomycetales; Saccharomycetaceae
Gene: RRG8
Product: Rrg8p
Exons: 1
Coding region: 1-870 (289 amino acids)
Source: RefSeq, a predicted model, not a curated record
AUGGCAAUGAAGUUGUCCAUUACCGAGGGUGGGAAAAAUUUGUUGGUCGCUGGAAAAGGACGUCGUGUGCCGCGAACUAAGCUUCGACAAGUACCUAUUUUGCAGGUCCCAGUAUCGCCUUUAUUAUCGAACUUUGAGAAAUGGGCGGGCAAAAAGAGGAAGCUUUACUUCGAAAAUGAAGAAGCAUUGCUUUCGAGUGGUAUUCAGAAUUAUCACUUGGACAGGAAUGUAUUUGCCCAACUCUUAGCCUCACCCAUGAGAUGCGACAGAAUCACACGACUCAAGCUCCCGAAAGACAUGAUGAUGCAACUGAAAUUGAUAAAAUUAGAACCAUCCUCAAAUACAACAAAGUACUCAAUUGAACUCGUCCCUCAAGGCUCACACUUAAAGUCUAACAGGAGCUCGUACGUUCCUAAUAAGAAAGCUUUUCUACAAAAAAACAUGGAGGCGGCUAUGAAGUGGAUUCCGCUUCCAGCAUUACUUUCUGAUAUGAGACAUUUCUCUGUAGCGGAUGUAAAAAUAGAUAGGGUGAACUUUUUGAGUAACUAUGAACAGGAGCUGCGAAAGAUUUUGGACUCUAAAAUGCCUCGAUUGCAUGGCAACACGCCAAAGCUACAGAACUGGGACAUUUUAGUAUCCUGUUCGAACUCUUCUUUGAAUUUUGAACUCAGUCAAGCGAAACUCGAAACCUGUAACGAUUCCCCUCUAUCAAUAGUCAAGUUCAAUUUGAGCAGUGUAACUGAUAAAUCUUGGACUACGAACUACCUCAAAAAAAAUCAAAACCACUCACUCGGUAUCGUUCUAAGGUUUCCACGAGAUAAAGAAACAAUUUACGCCUUGCGAAGUCUAAUAUGCUUCCAUUCAACUUGA